Messenger RNA from Drosophila grimshawi, 3383 nucleotides. RefSeq names its product protein gone early (gene goe). The transcript has 11 exons. The record is from RefSeq and is a predicted model, not a curated record. Gene Ontology annotation, molecular function: metalloendopeptidase activity. NCBI's taxonomy places the organism in Eukaryota, Metazoa, Arthropoda, Insecta, Diptera, Drosophilidae. Gene Ontology annotation, cellular component: plasma membrane. Gene Ontology annotation, biological process: protein processing. The coding region runs from base 104 to 2806 and encodes 900 amino acids.
GACUAACUGACUUAUCUGGCUGUUACUCAACUGUCUGACGACGUCUUUUGGGCCAUGGCUUUUAAAGUGGCCCUUGGAUCUGUGGAGAUAGCUUAAGCUGGAAAUGCACUUAAACGAAGCUAUUGAGCUAUUACCUGAGCGCAAUUUAAGGAACCUGGACAUGGCCCUGAAUAAGGGCAAAUACAAGCCGACAAUCUGUUCCGUCGAUGAGGUGGACGAUCGCAGCUAUAAGCUUCACACCGGUCAGCAGCAGAAUGAUGAGCGCAAUGAUGGCGGCCUGGGCAGCAAGCAGCCGACCGAGGGCAGCGAAACGGCGCCGCUGACAACCAAUCAGCAGAAGCUUCACAUGGACGAUGCUGGACUCACGCCCAAGGAGCUCGAGGCUGCACGUAAGGAGGCGCUUAGCGAUGCCAGUGCAGUGGGUGGUGUUACGCCCACCGCAAAUACACCAAACUCGACGCAUGCAUCUGCAAAUGGACUCAGAGGACGACGCUCCUUUGACGCACUGAUGAGCCUGUCGCGCAAGCGUCGCAUCUUGUAUGUGACCACAGUCUGCCUCUGCGCCGUGCUUCUGGUGAUCAUCAUCAUGCUGGUGGCCUUCUGGCCGGAGGUGCCCUUCCAUAUGCGAGCGCCGCUCUGCCUGCAGCGGGAGUGCGUCGAGAGCAGUCGCCAGCUGCUGCUCUGGGCCAACACAACGAAGAGUGCCUGCCACGAGACAUACGAUUGGGCUUGCGGUAACUUUGGCCGGGAAUACGCCGAUAGCGAAUACUUUGUGAUCAAGCGCGGCGAAUGGAACUAUAAGACUUAUAAUGAGUAUCAGGAACUCAACGAACUGAAUCGUUUUAUCUCCAUGCUGCCCAAUGCCGCCGAGGGUGCUGUUGAGUCCACCAUAAGCAGCCUCUAUCGCAAUUGUCGCGACAUCGAUGCCCUGGACAAGAGCCAGUCGGAUCUAUUGCUCAAGCAGGCUAUGAAAUCUGUGGGUGGCUGGCAGGCAUUUUCGGCAACAAAUCGCUUGCUGAACUGGGAGUACAAAAGCGCACUGAAGCAUCUGCAUGCCAAAUUUGGAAUCUUUCCCUAUUUUCGCGUGAGCGUUGAGAACAGCUAUAAUAUACCAUACGAUUACAUAAUCACCCUGGACGAGGGCGAGCUAGGACUGCCGGACAAGUAUUUCUAUGGCCCCGAUGCCGACGAUGAAGUGGUGCGCGGCUAUAAGUUGCUCCUGCGUGACUUUGCCAUUAACUUGGGUAUUGUUGCUCGUGAGGCGGAUAUCUUUGCAGAUGACAUUUUCCACUACGAGCGCCGCAUCGUCAAUCACAUUGAGUCGGCCAAGGGGAGCGGGGAUCGUCAGCAGAACAAGCUGCUCCGGCUUUCCGAUCUCAAGAGCAUCGCACCAUCGCUGCCCAUUCUGGAGUCACUUCAGGCCAUUUUUACCAACACAAAGAUCAGCGAGGAGACGGAAGUGAUGGUGCGUGAUGUGGAAGUCUUCCAUGCGAUAUCCAAUCUAAUUUCCACAUCGGACAAGAAACCAAUUAACAACUUUAUCAUUUGGUCGCUAGCGCGUCAAAUGCUACCGCAUCUUUCCAAGGAGUACCGCACGCUGGCCGAACAUUUUGAUCAUUCGAUUUAUGGGCGGACCGCCAGCUAUCCGCGUUGGCUCCACUGCAGCAAGGUGGUGCGCGACUGGUUGCCAUUUGCGGUGGAUGCACUGCAGCAGCAGCCCCCCAAGCAGCAGUUUGAGGGAACGUAUCGCAGUCAGAUCAGCGAUGCUGCUGACAGCCUAACCAAAACUGUUGGCAAUGAGAAGUUCCUGCAGCUAAUGUUUUACAGUUUGCGCAAUCAACUGCAGGAUUCAUUGGCGCAGGCGCAUUGGCUAGAGCCAACAGCCCAAAAGUUUCUGCACAAGAAGCUAGCCGAGAUGCGUCUCCAGUUUGGCAUACCCAGCGAAGUGCUCGAUCAACCCAAAUACAUUAGCGACUACUACAACGAUCUGCUGCUGAGCAAUCUGAACUUUGUUGAGCAUUUGGUUUCCAUUUGGACAUUUCGCCGAUCGCGCAUGGAAGAUAAGCUGAAGACAUUGCCAAUGCUGGAUGUCAUUGUGUCCGAGAUGUACACCAGAGAUCAUCCGCAACCCAUUGCAUACUCCAACAAGCUCAACAUGCUGCUCAUCUCGCGAGUACUGGUCAAAAACAACUACUACGACUAUCGCUAUCCUGUGUCCGUCAAUUUUGCUCGUAUUGGCACUGACAUAUUGGAGACGCUGAUCGACAAUUUUGCCACCUUUCUGCUGCAGUUCAAUGCACAGAGCUCGGAGCUUAGCGACGCAGUGCCCGAGAUUGAAUAUGCCCAGCCGGAUGUUGGCUGUCUGACAGCCGGCCAACCGCCGCGUCUUGGGCAUGAGUUGCGCGCCCUGUCAGUGGAUGCGCUCAAGAGCUUUCAUGUAACGCUCAGCGCUGCUCGGACCGCAGCACGAGCGUUGAGCAGCUUUGUGACGGCUAUCGAUGCGGGCAGCGCCAUCGAGGGUGCCGGCAUCGAUCAGGUGGCCACCUAUGAUGCGCUGGGGCUCACGCGGCGGUUGCGCGUGCCCGGCCUGCGUUCCUUCAAUGAGAACGAGCUCUUCACGCUGGCCUACAUGCAGCAGCACUGUAGUACACCAAUUGCGGACAAGGACUAUGCACGCAUCAAGCCCCAUGUGGAGCGACAGUUGGCCGAGCGGUAUCUUUUCAACGCUACUUGGCAGCAUAUACAAUUCCUGCCACGCUCCACAAACUGUGCCGCCUCGGAAACCAGCUGCUCCAAUUUGCUGUGAGGGGACCAAGUACAUGCCGCAUAACUCAAUGUACUCGGUGUGUAGGAUUCCUUACUUCAGCCACAUAUUUAUUGUACUUUUUUUUACAUCCAAGCACACAACACACACACCCACACACACCCACACACACACACACCCAGAGACGAAGAGUUAUGCCACACAAAAAUCGCGCAAAACUUAGUUUGUAAUUAAGCGGUAAAGUUAGUCUACAUAUUUGUAAUAAGUAGCAUUACUUUCAACAACAUUUGUAACACAUGAAGCGACAAAAACUACUCUUGACAUCACUUACACCCCAACACACACACACACACACACACACACUCACACGCACUUACACUGACAGCCAUGCAUUGUAUACUUUUAGGCCGCAUCAUUGAAAUCGCGACAGUUACGUUGUUGAAUAUAGAAUGUAAUCACACUUAAACUGCAUAUGCCUAAUCGACGACAUAUUCCAUAGUUCUGUAGUGCGUAAUAUAGUCCUACUUAGCCGAUAAGCGCAUUGACCACUGUAUAAAUUGAAUUUAAUUUCUAAACGUUCUUCAAAACAAUAAAAAGAACACGAAUUUUUCCAAUGAAA